AUGCAAUCUCGAUUUUACUGUGAAGUAUUUGCUGGCCAUUGCAAGUUACGCAAAACGGAUGUUAAGAGAGAAAGAGUACAAAUGGAAAAGAGAUUUCUGAAAAGUCAACGACAUAUUUUAGUGGUUUAUCAUGAUCAUAUCACAAAAAAAAAUUCACAAAAUAAAGCAAAAUAUUAUUUUUAUUCACUUAAGAUAGAUUAUGUAACCCAUAUGGAUGAACUGGCGAAGAUGGUUGGUGUGAAACCGAAUUUGAUGAAACUGGUUCACUGA
Molecule: messenger RNA, 270 nt
Organism: Brugia pahangi
Lineage: Eukaryota; Metazoa; Nematoda; Chromadorea; Rhabditida; Onchocercidae
Source: the annotation of a GenBank genome assembly